UCAUGCGUUCUGACUGAAUUGUCAGGCCAUGAUGAUGAUGAUGAUGAUGAUGAUGAUGAUGAUGAUGAUGAUGAUGAUGAUGAUGAUGAUGAUGAUGAUGAUGAUGAUGAUACUCGCACGUUGACUUGUCUGCUUGGUGUAGUGGCAUCGAGUGGUAUAACAGUUGCGAUCGCAAUAUCCGGAUCCGGAAGCUCAGCUGAAGUGCUUUUCUGGUCGUUGCUUAUGAGCUGAGCCUGUGCGACUUUUGUAGUCUUCGCAACACAAUGGGUGUGGCGUCACGUAACGUUACGCCAUGUUUGGAGAGAGGCGAGGAAGCAAACAGUUGCUCUCAAGCUAUCAGAUGCUUCAUAUAUAUCGCGUCUAGAUGCCUAGCACAACUACCACCCAAUAAACCCAACCUCAGGAAAUCAACAAACACACUUCUCGCCCCUCCAUACCCCCCCUUCCCUUUGACAAAAAAAAACCCCAAAAAUCAAACAGAAUCCACCAAAAACCCCCCACUCCCCAGAUUCUCCACCAUGGCCUGCACCUGCACCGUGCCCUCCACUCCCACGUCAUUCACCACCCGCACAUCCCAGUGGAAGUCAUUGCCGUUCAUCCUUUUUAGUUCUUGUAGGAAGAGCGCCAGCACUACGACGAGCGCGACGAGUGCGCCUGUUGCGAUGGCUUGGACGAGGAAGGUGAGGAGGGCGAGGGUGCGGGGGGGUUCGUGGUGGGGUUUGGACAUUUUUGAGGGUUUGGGUUGAGGUUUUUGGGGUUUUUGGGGGUUGGGGGUUGACAGAAAAUCGCCAAAUUCUCCUCUAAACACUCAGAAUAUAACAACAAAAAAACCCUACAAAAGCAUCCUCAGA
This is a messenger RNA of Pseudovirgaria hyperparasitica, 851 nucleotides long. RefSeq lists its product as uncharacterized. Lineage: Eukaryota; Fungi; Ascomycota; Dothideomycetes; Acrospermales; Acrospermaceae. The record is from RefSeq and is a predicted model, not a curated record. The coding region runs from base 264 to 746 and encodes 160 amino acids. The transcript is spliced from 2 exons.